AUGGGCAAGGGACAAUCAACAACAAAUACAUCUGCAGUUUCAAAAGGUGUUUUCACAGAUAUUACACUCAUCAGUGAAUCACUCAAGGAAGUUGCUCAUCAAUGUGAACAAAAUGCUAUUCCCAUGAGUUUUGUGGGAACAUAUAAAAAAUUGAAUGAAUUAGAUCCUUCUUUUAUGUACACUCAAAUCAUCAAAGAAAUUAUAUUAACCAUCAAAUUCAAACAAAACCACAUUCAAGAUUAUUUUGAUUACUGUCGUGAUGCUUUCAAAGAUAAUAAAAAAGAAAUUGAAAAUAUUAAACGAUUGGAAACUCAUUAUCAUAAUAAAACACCUAUUUAUUGGUAUACUUGUGACAUGUUCUUGUAUCCUAUGCUCAAUCGUGCAUUACGAUUGAUGAAUUGUGAUAUCAUUACACGUAUGGGUUUCUUCAUUUGUGAUUUGUAUCAACACAUCGAACAACUGCAUCAGGAACAAUAUGCUGGUAGAACUGCUGCAGACACCUUUACCGUCUAUCACGGUCAAGUUUUAUCUACAGAGGAUGUUGAGAAAAUGAUGGAAGACAAAGGUGGUCUUAUUUCUUUUAACAAUUUCUUGUCUACGAGUAAAGAUCGGAACACAUCACUACGUUUUAUUCAAGAUGCUACAAUUAAUUCAGAUCAAGUAAAAGUUAUUUUUAUCAUGAAAAUUAAUCCUGGAGAAUCAACAACACCAUUUGCUUCCAUUCCUAGUAUUAGUGACUUCGAAGAAGAAGAAGAAGAAGUCUUGUUUUCCAUGCAUAGCGUAUUUCGUAUUCAGGAUAUUAAGCAGAUGGAUGGAAAUAAUCGUUUAUGUGAAGUUAAUUUGACACUUACUGCUGACAAUGAUUCGGAAUUGAACAGACUUACAGAUUACAUUCGUCAAGAAAGUUAUCCAGAUGAAGAGGGAUGGUACAGAUUGGGAUCAGUACUAAUUAAAAUGAGUCAAUCUAACAAAGCUGAAGAUAUUUAUCAAGUUUUACUUGAUCAAACAAACGAUGAUGAAGAUAAGGUACCUAUAUAUCAUCGACUUGGUGCGAUGAAACAUAAUCAAGGAAAACAUCAAGAAGCACUUGCAUUCUAUGAAAAAUCUAUUGCUAUCAAACAAACAACUCUUCCUCCCAAUCAUCCUGAUUUGGCUAAAUCCUACAACAACAUUGGAAACGUCCAUAUAAACAUGGGUAAUUAUCCGGAAGCGCUUUUAUCUCAUGAAAAGGCUCUUGAAAUCAGACAACAAUUACUUCCAUCGAAUCAUCCUGAUUUGGCUUCUUCGUAUAACAACAUUGGCGCAGUGCAUUACAGCAUGGGCACCUAUCCAAAAGCACUGUUAUCUCAUGAAAAAUCCCUUGAAAUCAGGCAACAAUCACUUCCGCCGAAUCAUCCUGAUUUGGCUUCUUCCUACAACAACAUUGGCAAUGUGCAUUGCAGCAUGAGUAACUAUCCGAAAGCACUUUUAUAUCAUGAAAAAGCUUUUGAAAUCAGAGAACAAUCACUUCCGCCGAAUCAUACUGAUUUGGCUUCUUCUUUCAACAACAUUGGUGCAGUGCAUAACAGUAUCAGUAAUUAUUCGAAAGCACUUUCAUCUUAUAAAAAAGCUCUUGAAAUCAGAGAACAAUCACUUCCUUCUAAUCAUUCUGAUUUAGCUUCUUCCUACAACAAUAUUGGUUUAGUGUAUUACAACAUGGGUAACUAUCCGAAAGCACUUUUAUAUCAUGGAAAAGCUUUUGAAAUCAGAGGACAAUCACUUCCGCCGAAUCAUACUGAUUUAGCGUCUUCCUACAAUCACAUUGGUUUAGUACAUUACAACAUGGGUAAUUAUCCAAAAGCACUUUCAUCUCAUGAAAAAGCUCUUGAAAUCAGAGAACAAUCACUUCCUUCUAAUCAUUCUGAUUUAGCUUCUUCCUACAACAACAUUGGUGCAGUACAGUACAGCAUGGGCAAUUAUUGUAAAGCACUUUUAUCUUAUGAAAAAGCCCUUGAAAGAAGGCAACAAUCACUUCCCCCUAAUCACCCUGAUUUGGCUUCUUCCUAUAACAACAUUGGUUUGGUAUAUGAAAAUCUCGGUAAUUAUGCAAGAACUCGUACAUUUUAUGAACAUGCUAUACAAAUUGGACAACAAUCAUUACCUUCAAAUCAUCCUCGUCUUCAAUUAUAUAGAAAUAAUCUCAAAGACGUACAAAACAAAUGA
Molecule: messenger RNA, 2202 nt
Organism: Adineta steineri
Lineage: Eukaryota; Metazoa; Rotifera; Eurotatoria; Adinetida; Adinetidae
Source: the annotation of a GenBank genome assembly